Molecule: messenger RNA, 5202 nt
Organism: Bombyx mandarina (wild silkworm)
Lineage: Eukaryota; Metazoa; Arthropoda; Insecta; Lepidoptera; Bombycidae
Gene: Wee1
Product: Wee1 kinase
Biological process (GO): protein phosphorylation; RNA transport
Cellular component (GO): plasma membrane; lysosome
Molecular function (GO): protein kinase activity; ATP binding; RNA transmembrane transporter activity
Source: RefSeq, a predicted model, not a curated record
UGCGUCAUCCGCCAUAACGUUGAUUGGGAUAAGUGAAAUCGUUUUGAAAGUAUUAUUAAGAAAACAGUGAUUUGUUUAGUGUUUCAUCUUUAAUAUUGUUUUUUAUAUGUGGAAACGGACAUGACUGAGUGGUACAGAAUGAAAACAGGACUAAACAACAAGCACAAUUCGUCUGAAUUGUCUGUCGAGACAUCUUGUGACAUGUCGGAUCCUUUUAACAUAUUUUCUGAUAAUUUGAGCCCGAUACCAGCGUCCAUUGUGCCUAGGAAGCUAGAUUUUAGUAAUCUGGACGAUGAUGACGGCAUCAGAGAUGAAUCCCAGGCGCCUGUAUCUCACAGCCCACCUUAUAAGAGAGUCAGAGCCUUGAGGUUGUUCGACAGUCCUCACACUCCAAAGACGCUCUUAGAGAAGUGUUCGACACCGACUCAUCAUCCGCCCAGGACGAGACUGUUCCCGCCCAAGAUCAACGUGCAAACAGGAAUGCCAUCAGGCUCGAGCCACCACCUCCAUCCGCCGUCUGGUGACGACGACAGCGCGCUCGGCAGUCUACCCCCGGACGAAUUGGACGAGUCCCGGCUGACCGUAAGGCGUCCUAUUGCCAACAUUAAUCCUUUCACGCCCGAUGGUCAAGCGUUAAACAAAAAGAAACGUGCGUUAUCCAAGACUCCGACCUGGGACGGCACGCCCGAGCAGCCGGCCAAAAGACUAAGGGAAUCGAAUAUAUCCCGUUACAACGUGGAGUUCAUAGAGCUGGGCGUCAUCGGGCGCGGGCAGUUCGGGCGCGUCACCCGGUGCGUCAACAAACUGGACGGCUGCGUCUACGCCCUCAAGCGCUCCCUGCGGCCCGUAGCGGGCUCCGCCGCCGAGCGCGCCGCCCUCACAGAGGUGUACGCGCACGCCGCUCUGGGAAAACAUCCGCACGUGGUCAGAUACUACUCGGCCUGGGCGGAGGACGAUCACAUGAUAAUCCAGAACGAGUACUGCGACGGAGGCUCCUUACAGCUGAAGAUGGAGGACGGGCCGCUGCCGGAGAGCGAACUCCUCAUACUACUCUCACACAUAGCUGCAGGACUCGCCUAUAUACACUCCCAGCAACUAGUACACAUGGACGUGAAGCCCGGUAACAUAUUCAUAUGCAGCGGUGACGUGGACGCCUGCAGGGAGUCAGACGACGGCUACGACGACGAGGAAUCAGCUCCUAAUCAUAAAUAUAAAAUCGGUGACUUAGGUCAUGUGACAUGUGUAUCUUCGCCCGCUGUAGAGGAAGGCGACUGCAGGUACCUACCCAAGGAAGUCUUACACGAAGACUUUUCGCAGUUACCUAAAGCUGACAUAUUUGCUUUUGGUUUGACGUUAUUCGAGGCAGCUGGAGGGGGACCAUUACCUAAAAACGGACAAAAAUGGCACGAUUACAGGGACGGAAAAUUACCAGAUUUGCCAAACUUGUCCAGAGAGUUCAAUGAUCUCCUCAAGAGCAUGGUGGACCCGUCUCCGAGCGCGCGUCCGUCAGCGCGUCGCCUACGUCGCAUGGCGUGGCGGGGCGGGGCGUGGCGCGGCGUGGCGGCGCCGAUCAAGUCGCGGGCGCAGCUACGGCGCGAGCUCGCCGCCGCCAACAUGAAGAACGAGUUGCUCGCCAGGAAGCUACACGAUGCUGCCAAAUGCAUCAAGUCGUUGACCCCCAGCCUCGAGUCCAGCAAGUUCCGGACGCGCUCCGCCGCCAAGAGGACGCAGAAGCCGCGAAUCGAUACUUGCCUCUCUGACUAAAUUAAGUAUGACGUCCCCGCUAGGGUGACGGUUGCCUGCGACAGCGCGAAUAGAACUUACCCGUUGUUCGUCACAGCUCGACAGCAGAAAGGGGUGUUCUCGUGGCAACUGCCAAUGCUGGUCCAGACCCCGGUAACCACGGAACAGUUCACUAGCAUAUCCAGAACCCUCUGCCCUCACAACAACAUGUUCGAUGAAGACGCCGAGGCCUGUGAUGCACCCUCCCUGAACACGCCUAUAGUCCACCUGACGUCGUCCUCGCCAGAACAGUUGAAAGUCACAAUUUUAGUGGAGAAAGUCCAAGAUUUCUACAUUAAAAUCAAUCAGACCAUCAACAUAACGGUCUCGCCGAGCCAGCCUAAAUACUACUUCUAUCCAUUCAAAAAGGGUUCAGGGAAAACGGUGAAUUUUGACGAGCAGAAAAUGCGUAAGGAGUACAUCUGUGGCGCGAGUGGUGGGAGGGGGCAUGGCGAGGUGCAGAGGAACGAGGUUGGGUAUGGGUGGCUCUCCCGACCCGAGAACGUCAUAGUCAUGAUCGAAUCCGACGACGAGCUUUGCGCCGUCGUCUCCAUACAGAACUUCUCGUGUCCCGUGUUCGACAACGAACGUGACAUACUGUACGACGGGUACUAUUUAACUAUGACGAGACGAGGAGGGAUCACGCUUACUCAAGACACGUUUCCGAUCGGCUUCUACAUAGUGUUCAUAGUCAAAACAUCGGACGAGGAUUGCAAGGAGCCGGGGACCAAUGGGUCCGUGCCCGCCGUGGCGCGUCUGCUGGGCUGGGGGGACAACAUCCAAGUCAGUAGCACGGAGGGUCGGGUCAAGAAUUUUAGGGUAGAUUCAUCUCACGCAUUGGGACUCUCCAUCUCCUUCCAGCAAGACACGUUUCCGAUCGGCUUCUACAUAGUGUUCAUAGUCAAAACAUCGGACGAGGAUUGCAAGGAGCCGGGGACCAAUGGGUCCGUGCCCGCCGUGGCGCGUCUGCUGGGCUGGGGGGACAACAUCCAAGUCAGUAGCACGGAGGGUCGGGUCAAGAAUUUUAGGUUCAAGAUCGUGGAGACGAUAUCGUACAGAGAGUACUUGAUAGCCGCCGGGGCCACUGUGCUAUUCUACGCCUCCUUCUACCUGGCCUUCUUCGUCUUCGUGCUCUACCAAAGCAGAAAGUCCACGGGAGUGGAGCACCAGGACCAGGAGACUAUAGUGAGGUCUUCACACGACAGUGAGGGGCAGAGCUCCGGAGAGGGUCCGUCCCUCCCACGGCCCACGGACGGAAGCUCCGUCGAUUCUCAGUCAGACACGGAGUCGGAGUACUCGACGCUGGACGACGUGACCACGGACAAGGAGCUGUACCGAUACGGCACGAAGCUGUGCCUGGCCGACCUGUCUAGGUGCCGCGCCCGGGUGCUCGCCACGCGCUCCAACCGGUACCUGUGGACCGUGCUCACCGUCUCCGUGUUCUACACGCUGCCCGUGCUGCAGCUGGUGGUCACCUACCAACGGCUCCUAAACCAGUCCGGGAACCAGGACCUGUGCUACUUCAACUUCUUCUGCGCACAUCCGCUGAUGAUGCUGUCCGACUUUAACCACGUGUUCUCGAAUCUGGGCUACGUGGUGCUUGGGGCUCUGUUCCUGCUGCAGGUCUGGAGGAGGCAGAGGAUCAUGAGAAACGAACCAGAGGAAAAGAAACAGAAAGGCAUCCCCCAGCACUUCGGGCUGCUGUACGCGAUGGGCGUCGCCCUGAUUAGCGAGGGCUUUCUGUCGGCUGCCUACCACGUCUGCCCCAACAGCAUGAACUUCCAGUUCGACACGUCGUUCAUGUACGUGACGUCAGCGCUCUGCAUGGUGAAGAUCUACCAGUCCCGGCACCCCGACAUCAACGCAAGAGCACACGCCACUUUCGGGGUCCUGGCGCUCAUCAUAUUUAUAGGUCUGGUGGGUGUGCUCAACGCGAACGUUUACUUCUGGGUGGCCUUCACCGCGCUACACCUCCUCACCUGCUUCUUCAUUACCUUCCAAAUAUACUACCUGGGCAGGUUUAAGCUGGACAUGGGGUGGGUGAGGGCCGCGAGCCGGGGGGCCGCCCUCCGCCCCUCGCGCGGUCUCAUGCUGCUGCUCGCCAACCUGAUCAACUGGGGGCUCGCGGGAUACGGGGUAGCGCAGCACUCGCGGGACUUCGCCUCCCACCUCCUGCUCGUGCUGAUGACCAACCUGUUCCUGUACACGCUGUUCUACAUCGUGAUGAAGCUGCUGCACCGGGAGACCAUCACCUGCUACACGUGGGUGUUCAUAGUCCUGACGUACUCGAGCUGGGCCGGGUCUAGCUACUUCUACCUGGACCAGAACACCAAUUGGGCGCUCAGCCCGGCGCAGUCCCGGGAGCGCAACGCGGCGUGCAGCGUGCUGCGACUGUUCGACGCGCACGACGCUUGGCACGCGAUGUCCGCCGUCGCCAUGUUCCUUUCCUUCAACAUGUACCUCACGCUGGACGACGGGCUGGCCGGAGCCGACCGCGCGCGCGUUCCCGUGUUCUGAGCCGCCGCCUCCCACGCGGGCCCCCACCGACCCCCACGCGCCCCCACCGGCCGUCCAGCCACUAAUUGCCCGCUCUCUCAAUUGUUUAUAAUAAAUGAUAAUUCUUUAAAGAAUUAUAAAUCGUAAUUUAAUCGAUAGACUUAUGAUUUUAUUUAAACGAAUUUAAAUUAAGUAAUUACUAAUGAUUAAUUUUAUUGUAAAUUAUUAGGAUCUAAUAUUUUUUUAGUUGUGAUUUAUUGUAUAUUUUUAUUUUUAGAACACUAAGAGUUGAGUGAUUUGUAGAUUUGUGGAUGCGCAGUAAUGCUCAAGAGUAUAAACCAAAGCUUAUGGAAAUUAUUGUAAUCAUAUACUUAAUUGAGAUUAGUUUAAAAUGAUAUGUAUACGUGUUCGACUAUGAGGGACCACGCAGGGGGGGGCGGGGGACGCCAGGGGAGGGGGCGCGAGUUAAGCCGUGUGUGUGACGUCAUUAUGGUGCUUUCUUAUUUCGUAAACUAUUUUACAAAAGUUUAGAAGUGUAUAUUUCGUAAUUGUGCUUAAAUUAUAUGAAAGUUGGAACUCUGGGCCAUGCCUCAAUGUGGCAAGAUCGUAACUGCUUGUUAAAUAAAAUACUUUGGUACUGUUGAUGUUUGGUCCUACCAUAGACAGUUACAAUUAGAGAGCGCCAGUCCGUGGACGCCCGCCCUCGCGCGUCUCACGCGAAGCUGGUGUGGUCUCCGGGCGACGCCUCUUGUUGUUGUUGAAGUACGAAUGGCGUUUAUUUUUCUCCUUUUUUUUCUACUGCCUUUAAAUUAUUAAUUGUACGGUACGAAACAAUCGUGUUGUAAUUUUGAUGAAAGUUCUUAUUAUCUAUAUUUCGUAUUAUGAAAGACUCGCUUGUGAUCUUAAAAAGUAAUAAAAAGUUUU